Messenger RNA from Meloidogyne enterolobii, 544 nucleotides. NCBI's taxonomy places the organism in Eukaryota, Metazoa, Nematoda, Chromadorea, Rhabditida, Meloidogynidae. The record is from the annotation of a GenBank genome assembly.
AUGUUGGGUCAUCAAAGGGAUGCUUUAGAAUUGGCUGAAAAGUAUAGAGAUUUUACUUUCCUCGUUGUUUACUGCUACAAUAAACUUGAUAAACGACAAUGUGAGGAAGCAUUGAAUAGAUACAAAAAAGAAUACGAGAAUGAUAACUUUUACGAUUUUCUUUAUACUUGGUAUCAACAAAAAGGAAUGUUUAAUCAUCUUCUUGCUGAACCUGGGAAAAAAGCUAGUGAUUUUUUAGCAAAACGUCAAGAACUCAAUUGGAUAAGACAAGUUGAAGAAGGCCAAUUUACACAAGCAAAAAUAACAUUGAAAAAGAUGGCAAAUAAUGAGAAAGAUGAUAACAAAAAAUUGAUAGAAUUGUCGUUGUGUAAAUUCGCUGCUGUUUGUGAGGAACAAGAAAACUUGCCUGAAAUUGCUGAAUUAUCUAAACAGAUAAGUGAAUUACAUGAAAAACAAAGGAUGAAAGAAAUGAAUAGAGAGGGAAGUGAAAAUAUUGAAAUAGAGUAAAUGAAGGAAUUCAAUAUUAAAAUGACUUUCUUUAACU